AUGCAAUUCCUUCUUAGAUCUACUUCACAAUGCUUCAGGACGAUACUAGUCCUCGCACUAUCACUUGGAUGCGUGGUACAACAAAGUGGCGGACAACAAGUUGGAAUUGAUAUCUGUUCAUGCGCCCCGAGCACGUAUGAAUUCCAGUUCGAUUUUUCGUUAUUUUGUCCUCCAAUCAAUAUCACACAAGGCGAUGCUGUCGUCGACACCUCGUGUCUAGUAAGUCCCUUCCAGGACCAGUCAGUAGGAGACUUGGUUCCAAUUGCUGUUCAAGAAAUUACCGUGUUGGAACUUGAUCAAAACCUUGACAACCUGUACCAAGAAAUCAUCCGAGGAAGCUUCAAAGAUGGAGACACGUGGAGCUAUACCUCAGUGGCCGCACAACCAGGCAGGACCGAUCCAAAUUCGUUGCCUCGAGGUAUCCAAUUCAACAUUGUGGGAAUCAAUAUUCUCGAACAACCUAUCAUCAACACAGUCAUCAUCACUUUCAGUAACAGUUGUCAAGCCUAUCCCGUCCUGAUCCCUGGUCAAUAUGCCGGGUGGGUUCGAUUCCUGGAAUUGGAAGACCCGCUUGCCGAUUACUGUCCUUUCACUCCAGACGAACCCUCUGCUGCCCCUAGUCCAUUCACGCCGGGUCCGACCUUCCCACCUACUCCCCCGUUCAUGUCCAUGUCUAUGGAUCUUGGUAUGCUUGAUCUACUGGAGGACGAAUUCGGACUUCAACGAUCCGAUUGUACUGAAAGUAGUAGUUCUAGAUAUACCAAAAAGUCAAGAGCUGGCAAGGGAGGAAAGGGAGGAAGUAGUCCUAAGGGAAGCAAGAAGAUGGGGAAAGGAGGUGCCGGAAAGGGAGGAAGCAGUGGUGACUUGAGCAGCAUGAUGACCGAUUCUUCCUUGAAGUCAGACAGCUCGUCCAAGGGCAAGGGUGGAAAAGGUGGAAAAGGAUCUGAAUCCGGAUCUCGCCGGUUGCUACGAUCAAAGGGCUCCAAAAGAAUCGGAGAUUGCGAUGGAAAGGGAGGUAAAGGAGGAAAAGCAACCAAGAAGGAUGGUAGUUCAGGAAAGGGCGAAAGCAGUUCAGGAAAGGGCGAAAGCACUUCAGGAAAAGGUGGAAGCACUUCAGGAAAAGGUGGAAGCACUUCAGGAAAAAGCGGAAGCAGUUCAGGAAAAUCAGGAAAGAAGGAUUCAAAAGGAAGCAAGAAAGAAAGUAAGAAGAACGGUAAAGGUGGAAAGGGCGGAAAGGGCUCGAAGAGUGGAAAGAGUUACAGUGGAAGCGGUUCCUCGAAAGGUAAAGACAAACUAUCGAAGAAAGAAUCGAGCGAGAGCAGAAGGUUUAUCUUAUAA
Messenger RNA from Cylindrotheca closterium, 1338 nucleotides. NCBI's taxonomy places the organism in Eukaryota, Bacillariophyta, Bacillariophyceae, Bacillariales, Bacillariaceae. The record is from the annotation of a GenBank genome assembly.